GAGAUGCGAGUGCACAUGGACUGUGCGGGUUGCGAGAGCAAGGUCAGGAGUAAGCUUGAGAAACUCAAAGGUGUGGACACGGUCGAAAUAGACAUGAACCUGCAAAAGGUGACGGUCACCGGGUGGGCCGAGCAAAAGAAGGUCCUUCGGACCGUGAGGAGGACUGGAAGGAGGGCUGAGCUGUGGGAACUGCCGUACAACCCAGUGUUCGAUACCUCCGGUGCGCUUAUCAGUCAACACCAAAUCAACGGUCCACUCACAUACCGUGCUCCGCAGCCUUCAUCUCAUUACAACUAUUAUAAGCACGGAUACAAUAGCAGUGAGCCGAGGUACUACCAUCAGCAUCAAGGGCAUUCCACGGUUUUCAGUCAGCAGACCGGCGCGACAUUCAGCGAUGAGAAUCCUCAUGCUUGUAAUAUAAUGUGA
Syzygium oleosum is the source of this 426-nucleotide messenger RNA. RefSeq names its product heavy metal-associated isoprenylated plant protein 28. The transcript has 2 exons. The record is from RefSeq and is a predicted model, not a curated record. Gene Ontology annotation, molecular function: metal ion binding. Bases 4 to 426 code for a protein of 140 amino acids. NCBI's taxonomy places the organism in Eukaryota, Viridiplantae, Streptophyta, Magnoliopsida, Myrtales, Myrtaceae.